Molecule: messenger RNA, 5106 nt
Organism: Monopterus albus (swamp eel)
Lineage: Eukaryota; Metazoa; Chordata; Actinopteri; Synbranchiformes; Synbranchidae
Gene: tbcd
Product: tubulin folding cofactor D
Exons: 40
Coding region: 1167-4745 (1192 amino acids)
Biological process (GO): bicellular tight junction assembly; post-chaperonin tubulin folding pathway; microtubule cytoskeleton organization
Cellular component (GO): lateral plasma membrane
Molecular function (GO): beta-tubulin binding; GTPase activator activity
Source: RefSeq, a predicted model, not a curated record
CUUUUUACUCUGCUUACCAUAACAAGAUUCCUCAGGCACCAGGGUUUGCAGAAAGAAACCAGCUUUACCAACUCUUUCAUUAUUUGAAUCACUGGAACCACUUUGGUGGUGGCUACAGAGGAUCUUCAGUAAGGAUUAUGAAGGACCUACUGAAGUAACUGCAUUUAUAGUGAUCUUCAGUCUUAAACUCUAGCCACAUAUUAUCUGUAUACUGACAUAUAUUAAUUAAACCCAAAAUAUUAAGUGGCUAAUUGUUGAAGCGAUUAAACAAUCUUCUAACAUUUUAAUAUCUGUUGUGCAAAAAAUACAGAAUCAGUGUCAAAAUAAUUCUGCCUGGUGUAGUCUGCCAUCACUAACCUGCUCUCAGAAUUAGAAAAAUGGAAUCAGUAUUGUUCAGUUACUGUCACUGAAUGAUACUGCUAUGCAAACAACAUAUGAUUGUUCCACUAAAUGCAGUAGGUUCCUCUGUAUUUUAUCUACAGAUGUCAUGCAGACUGACACACUCUGUACAUCUCCAAAAUGUUGCUGUUCAAUAAUUUGCUCUCUCCUGUUUAACCAACAAUAAAUUUUGGGGUGAUCCAAAGUAUCUGUCCUGACCUUCUGUGUAAAUGAAUAAAAGCUUCUCCCAGUGUUUGUCAGUUUUAAAUUUCCAGUCCUGAAUAAACAAUAUUUAAUGUCAUCUGUAUUUUUUCAGGUUUCAAAUGUCAGACUUGUUAAGGAACAUUAAAUGUGAUAGUAUUUACACAUACACAUUAGCUAACAAUAAAUCAGAAUUAUGCGUAGGGACAAAUUCGUUUACAUGAAUCUACUGGCCUGUCACGUGUCUGUCCUACAUAGGAACCUUCUCGCUUGCCGUACCCGGGGCGGGGUGUGGUUUAGACGCUUGGUUGUGGAGCAUCAUAACAGAGAUGAGCAAUAGUGCUUUGGUUUUUAUAAGUGAACUUAAUAUCACUUGGAGCAUAGUCAUUUUGCACGAUAAUGGUCUUAAGACCAAGUCCAUGUAGUAGCUAUAUGUUAUAAAUGAACAAAUCCAGUCGUUUCCCAGGCUGAUUUCCGUGCAAGACGGUUCAUUUUGCUAGGCUAGCCUUAAAUGUUAAUAUUAGCUUGCUAACUGGUGCAUAACUAAAUCUGCAACAAAGACUCUUUGGAGAUAACAGCCUGACACAAUGGCCUUAUCAGACACAGAGAAUGAAUGUGGCGAAGCAGACGCUGUUGUUAAAAUGUGUGUCUUGGGCGGCUUUAGUGAGAGCAGCGAGGCCAGAGGUCUGAUCACCAGCCUGCCGGAGGCCGAAGGCGACACGGCGACAAGCGAGGCUGUUGUACAGAGGUUUCUGGUCAUAAUGAACAGAUACCAAGAGCAGCCUCAUCUGCUGGACCCACAUCUAGAAUGGAUGCUGAGCCUGAUACUGGAUUUUGUAAGGAGUGAGAAGUCUCCCCCUUCACUGGUGCAUUUAGGCUUCAAGUUUCUCUACAUCAUCUGUAAGGUCAGAGGUUAUAAAAUCUUCAUGCAGCUUUUUCCUCAUGAGGUGGCAGAUGUCCAUCCUGUUUUGGACCUGCUGUCCAGACAGGAUCCCAGAGACUCAGAGACAUGGGAAACCCGCUACAUGCUGUUGUUGUGGCUGUCCAUGGCCUGCCUCAUACCCUUUCACCUUUCUCGUCUGGACGGCCAUCUGGAGUCAGACAGUGGCAAGACCAGGGAGCCCAUCAUGGAUCGCAUUCUAGCUAUUGCAAAGUCUUAUCUAGUUGUCACGGACAGUCCCAGGUAUGCCGCAUCUGUACUGAUAUCAAAGUUCAUGACACGCCCUGAUGUGAAACAGAAGCGCCUUGGAGACUUUUUGGACUGGAGCCUCACCACUAUAUCCCAGACCAAUGGCCAGUCACUGAGAGAUAUCAUGGUGCUGGAUGGUGCAUUGCAGUCUCUGGCAAAGCUUUUCAAACACGGAAAGAGAGAUGACCUCCUGCAGUACGCUCCUACAGUUCUGCAGUGUCUGGAGCAAAAACAUCUACCAGAGAGCAGUGAGGCCAUGCUGAGGAAACUUGGUGUCAAACUAAUCCAGAGGCUUGGCCUCACUUUCCUGAAGCCACGUUUGGCAACUUGGAGGUACCAGAGAGGCAGCCGCUCCCUAGCAGCAAACCUUGCCAUGUCCCAGUCUACUACAGCCACUGAUGAUGUGACUUCUGAAACAGAGAUCCAAGAACAGGAGGAAGACUAUGACAUACCUGAGGAAGUGGAAAUGGUUAUUGAGUAUCUGCUAGUGGGACUGAAAGAUAAGGAAACUAUUGUGCGCUGGUCUGCAGCAAAGGGCAUUGGGAGGGUGACUGGGAGACUUCCCAAGGAGCUGGCAGAUGAGGUUGUUGGAUCAGUGAUGGACUGCUUCAGCUUCCAAGAAACAGAUAAUGCUUGGCAUGGAGGCUGUCUCGCACUGGCUGAACUUGGUCGGAGAGGCCUGCUGCUGCCUUCCAGGCUGACACAUGUUGUGCCACUCAUUAUCAAGUCCCUAACCUAUGAGGAAAAGAGGGGGGCAUGCAGUGUUGGUUCCAAUGUGCGUGAUGCUGCAUGCUAUGUGUGCUGGUCUUUCGCCAGGGCUUAUGAACCGAAGGAGCUCAAUCCUUUUGUCACUCAGAUUGCCAGUGCUUUGCUGGUCACAGCUGUGUUCGACCGAAAUGUCAGCUGCCGAAAAGCUGCUUCUGCUGCCUUCCAGGAGAAUGUUGGCAGACAGGGGACAUUUCCUUACGGUAUUGACAUCGUAACAGCAGCAGACUACUACGCUGUUGGGAAUCUCAACAACUGCUAUCUGAACAUUAGUGUUUACAUAGCUAGUUUCCCAGAGUACACCAAAGCGAUGAUAGACCAUUUAAUAACCAUGAAGAUCAACCACUGGGAUGGUGUGAUCCGAGAGCUCGCCACUAAAGCACUCCACAACCUGACGCCUCAAGCACCCGAUUAUAUGGCAACAACAGUUUUGCCACAGCUGCUACCAGUGGCGGUGGGCAUUGACCUCCAUGGUCGCCAUGGAGCCAUCCUGGCGUGUGCAGAGAUCACACACGCUCUGUACAAACUGGGCUUUCAGACCAACAGGCCUGUGGUGGACAUAAUAUCUUCAGAAUGUGUGGAUGCAUUAAAAAACAUCCACCAGACGCUACAUGACAGGAAACAGUACCGGGGUUUUGGUGGAGAACUAAUGAGGCCAGCAAUGUGUAGUCUCAUAGAAAAGCUGUCCAUCUCCAAAAUGCCUUUUAAGAACGACCCUGUCAUCAACGGCUGGCAGUGGCUUAUUGAUGACACCAUAAAAACUCUUCAUCUCGUUUCUCAUGGAGCUAAGGAUGCCAUUAUGGUUGCAGUGGUGUCAGCCUUGUGCGCCUUGUGUGAGGAGUACUACCAGACCCAGCCAGGCCAGGCUGAUGCACAAAUACAAGAGGUCUUGGUGUCUCAGUAUAUCGAAGGUCUGAAGAGUCCACAGUUACUCACUCGUAGUGGAUCUGCCCUUGCUCUCGGCUGUCUGCCAAGAUUUAUGAUCCAUACCAAAAUGAAGCAGAUCUUAGAAGGCCUCCAGCAGAUGUGCACUGUCAGCCAGAAAGAAGGGAGUUUUACAGAGGCCAGGAGAGAUGCAGUCCGAGCAGUUGCCCAAGUGUGUGUAAAGGCAGGUGCUUGUGCCCAAGGCUCCCCGGACUCUACUUUGUGCUCAGAGAACAUAGCUGAGGUGUACGGCACCCUGCUCAAAAGCAUGAACGACUACACAAAAGACAGCAGAGGGGACGUUGGGGCCUGGGUGAGGGAAGCAGCAAUGGCCAGUCUGAUGGAUGUGACUAUGCUGGUCGCCAGCAGUGCUCCAGAGAUUCUUUCACCAGAAAUGGUGAAGAGUAUGAUGUGUUGCCUGGCCCAGCUGGCAGCAGAGAAAAUUGACCGCUACAGGGCCUGUGCUGGUAACACUUUCCUGCGCCUCCUCCACAGCACAGAGCCUGCAGUACCGCACAUCCCCCACCAAGAAGAGCUGUUGAGCAUUUUUCCAGUUGAAACCACAACUAGUCUGAACUGGAAUGCUUCAUCCCAAGCUUUCCAGUAUAUCACCCAGCUGCUGGGACUGACUCAGUAUCAGUACCACACCCUGCUGGGGCUCACUGUGUCCGUGGGAGACAUUACAGAGUCCACAGUGCAUUUUUCUUCCCAGUCUCUGUUUGACUAUUUGAAAGGGAUCCAGAAUAACAAUACUGCUCUGACACAGUUUGGAGAUACAUUGCUGAGCAUCUUCAGAGACAAUCUCCGCAACGACAGGGUGGUUGUUCCUUUUCUUAAGAUGCUCAAUCAGAUCCUCGCCAACAGCUGCUUUGAAAGUUUCACCACACAAGAGAAUCAUCAGUUCUGUGUGGAUCUUUUGGAUCUUUGCAAAGAGUUCAAGAAGUCCAGAGAUAUUUCCAAGCUGCGUGCUUGUAUAGCUGUCUUCUGUGGGCUGAUCCAGUUCCAGGGUGAGGUGAGGAAACAAGUUUUAUCCCAGCUGCUUAUGCUACUCUGCAACCCUUUCCCUGUGAUAAGAAAGACGACGGCCAGCCAGAUGUACGAGAUGCUGCUAACCUAUGAUGAUGUCAUUGAUUCAGAGGUGCUAGAUGACGCCAUGACCCUGCUAAGCGAUGUUAAUUGGGAAAGUGACCUGACCACAGUACGGGUUCACAGGAAUCAGCUUUGUGAUUGGCUGGGAGUACCGAGGCCACAGCUGGUUACCAAGCUGAGCCCUGUUCCAGUUUCCUGAACACCAGCAGGAAACGACACAGGAGGACAAAAUCUUAUAGAAAAUGAAGAAUGGAGUGUGAGCGCCACUCUCCUGAAGCUGUGCUUUAUCAGUUGAUUGGUUCAUCUGCCAAAACAGUAUGAAUCACAGUCGGACUGUUUAAUAAACUGACUAAAGCGUCGGUUAUUUCCCCUGCUUUGUUCUUCUUAUUACAGUGUUCUUGUUCUCCAUUUUUUUGACGUGCUCCAAAUAAAAUCUCUUCUUAGCGCAAUGCCAAUCACUUGUGCUCACUUUAUUAACAAGCAAGCAGUAAGCAGUAUAAAAACAAAAGGAAUUACAGUGGGAAACCGUGGAUGAGUAAGGGAUUACAGAAUGCAUGUAA